AAACCUUUUACAUUGGGUGGGGCUACAGCCAUCCUAACCCCUUCCCAACACUCACUCGCUAGUGGACUGAUCCACUUUUCAAGGAGUCAGACACAUCGUUUGGAUUUGUGGUGCCGGAGAUCCAGAGCUACAGGUUUCCAGAGCAUACCACCAGUAUAAAGGAUGGACCAUGUCACCCAGAGGGAUAACCAGUUCAAUCAAUACCCCAGGCCAGCCCUCAGCAAAUCCAAUAGCAUGGCUAGACCCAGCAACAAAACUAUUUACCAACAACGGAAAGAAUACUCUCAAGCCAUGGCUUCAGAACCCAUCAUCCUAAAGCAACGAGUGGAGCACCUGCUGACCUGUAAACUCGGCUCAGGAACUCUCCGGGAACCUAAGGAUGUAAUCACGAAGCUUCAGAUGAUGGAUGCCCAAGGUCAAGUGUGGGGCCAGGAUGUGGUCCUGCAGGUCAAAGACAAUUGGCUUCAAAUCCUGGAUAUUGAGACUAGGGAAGAGAUGGAUGCCUACCCCUUAGAGAACAUCCAAUCUCUGGAUGCCAUAUUAAAUAGCUGUUCCUACAAUUCAGUUCUAUUAAUCAUGCUUCAGGAGCUGGGCCAGUCUUUGACCAAUAUCCUAUUAUUCCAGUGCAGGGAAGUUGGGGCUGAGAUCCUGAGGAAUAACCUACAGAAGGCAAUUGAUGAAAUGAAAGAAAGGAGAGAACCAAGAUACAGAUUUGGGAGUCCCCAACCCAAAGAGCAUAAGUGGGAGGCAGAUCCCCAGGAGAGGUACCGCAGGAACUCCAGGAACUCCAUCGAACACAGAUUCCCUGCCUCAUAUCAGUCUAAUACCCAGCCACCACAGAGGUUUGACCAGUUUUCUCCACAGAAGGCACAGGUUGAGCUCCCCCUGGACCUAGAGGAAGACAUGGAGGAGCUAAACAACACCCUGAAUAAAAUCGAGCAGUUUGUGGAGAUGACAAAGGGGGCCCCGAAAAAUAAUACCAAGAAGAAUUUUUGGGGGAAGAAGAAGCCCCAAAAAGGACUCCUCUCAGAACUCAAAUACAUAGAGUGUUUCCAGAUGGUCAAGCAUGCACUCAAUCUCCUGGGGAAGCUGGAGCUCCACAUAGAUCAACCAAGUGCUCCUGAUUUUGUACACAAUCUCUUCAAAGCUUUGAUCAUGGUGAUCACCAACUGUCCCAAUCCUCAUUGGGCAGCUUCAGUAGAUGUUCCCCAGUUAACCCCCAAGGCCAUUGCCCUACUGGAAUCUUGUCUGCUACCAAAUGAAAUGGAUUUCUGGAAAAGUCUAGGAGAGUUCUGGACCACCAGCACGGUUUAUGGGGCAGACCAAGAGUCCACAAAUCCUACACACACACCCAGAUUCUACAGACAAACUGAACCUUCAGAAUACUCUAGGGUCAAUCACCAGCACAACCCAGCCAAGGACCAGGAACGCAUGUCACCCAGACCCAGCCUAUCCCAGAAGCCUGUACUAAUGCAAGUCCAGUAUGAGUUUGAAGGCAGGAAUUCAAAGGAGCUGACAGUGGUUGCUGGUGAGGUGCUAGAGAUUCUGGACCAGAGCAAACAAUGGUGGCUGGUGCAAAAUGAAGCUGGACGAAGAGGAUACAUCCCUAACAACAUCCUAGAACCUCUGCCACCAAGCCUGCAAAUGAAGAGGGUCCACUCCAGCUCCCCAACUCGGGGUCCCAUCCUACGGCCCAGCUCCAAGCCACAGGAGGUGAUGGAUUGGCUGCAAGCUCAAAACUUCUCACCCAUCACCGUUAAGAGCUUGGGAGUGCUAACAGGAAGCCAGCUUUUACACAUGCAACCUCGGGAGUUGCAGCUGGUAUGUCCAGAGGAUGCCCCCCAAAUCCUGGCCCGGCUAGAAGAAGUGAAGAUGCUGUUAGGGAUGGGUCCUUAGUUUCACCCAGACCAGCCCAGGAUGAAAAGUGAAAUCCCUGAUUUUCUCAAGCAAGGCAACAGAUCGGAUGCUUCUGCCAGUCAUAUAGCAUUGGACACCCCACUCACCCAUAUUUGGUACCUCAUUCUAUUCCCAAUUUCUAUUCCAGGAAUCUGCCAAUCUCCAUGUCCUGGUCUAUCCCACUUUUUUUCUGAAGUGAAAUGGGUAUAUGGGCAGUAGGUGGGGAAGGGGAAAACAGAGACUGAAAGUGAAGGUUACUAGGGUGAUACUUGUGUUACCCAUUUGUCCCUGUCUGGAGACAUCCCCAAAACCUGAAUAUUUAUUGUACUUCCUUCCCCCCAAUAAACCAAUGCUUGUGACCAAAGAGUUUUAACUAAA
Antechinus flavipes (yellow-footed antechinus) is the source of this 2274-nucleotide messenger RNA. RefSeq names its product epidermal growth factor receptor kinase substrate 8-like protein 3. Lineage: Eukaryota; Metazoa; Chordata; Mammalia; Dasyuromorphia; Dasyuridae. Gene Ontology annotation, molecular function: actin binding. The record is from RefSeq and is a predicted model, not a curated record. The coding region runs from base 163 to 1896 and encodes 577 amino acids. Gene Ontology annotation, biological process: regulation of Rho protein signal transduction; positive regulation of ruffle assembly; Rho protein signal transduction. The transcript has 20 exons. Gene Ontology annotation, cellular component: ruffle membrane; vesicle; plasma membrane.